CUUGUUUUUUUGCUCAGCUGUUUAGUGUUUACAAUUUCAGUAUUCGUCGUUCGAAUUUUCCCGAGUUCUUUCUUCGUUUUUCAGAAAAUGAACCCAGCAGAAAAGAUUUAGAAGCACCAGCUACCAGGAUAAAGCAUCACUUCCAUCUUAAUUUUAAAAAGAAAAGUCAUUGCAAGCCUGGCCUCGAGUGGUGAUUCUGACGACGGUGGACUUGUUCCGCCACCUCGUAAGAAGACUAGAGUUACUGUUGAAGAUACGAUGCAUCAGCAAGCUAAUGGCUGUCAGCACAACGGGGCUGCUACUGAUGAUUACGAAGCACCGUCGUCUUCUCAACAAAAUGGCAAUGUUGAGGAAUACAAUAUCACUGUGCCCGUCAUGUCGAAGACGGAUCAAGACAUCGUUCGAUUGAUCGGACAACACUUGAAAACUGUUGGCCUGAAUCGUACCGCGGAGUUAUUGAUGAAAGAAUCGGGAUGUCGUUUGGAUCAUCCAGCAGCAGCUAAAUUUCGUCAGCAUGUAAUGGAUGGAGAGUGGAGCAAGGCCGAAAAUGACUUGAACGAAUUGAAAUUGUUGUUGGAGAAUUCUAAACAAUCGUUAGCGGAAAUGAAAUUUUUAAUCUUGGAGCAGAAAUAUUUAGAGUUUUUGGAAGAUGGUCGAGCUUUAGAUGCUUUACAUGUUCUUCGUAACGAAUUAACUCCCUUACAACAUAAUAUCGAUAGAGUUCAUGUUCUAAGCAGUUAUAUAAUGAUCAGUGGUCGAGAAGAGCUGAUGAACAGAGCUCGUUGGCACGGAAAAGGUAUCGCUUCGAGAUCGAAAUUAAUGGAAAAAUUACAGAAAUUUCUACCCCCGUCGAUCAUGCUACCUCCGAGAAGAUUAUAUACUUUACUUUCGCAAGCUGUCGAAUUACAAAAGAAUAAAUGCCCGUUUCAUAAUACGACUCAAGAAGAAGGAAUCGAUAAUUUCAAUUUAUUAGUCGAUCAUCAUUGCUCCAAGGAACAGUUCCCAUGCGAAACUAUCCAAACAUUAAAUGACCAUUGUGAUGAAGUCUGGUUCUGUAAAUUUUCUCCCGAUGGUUUAAAAUUAGCUACCGGAUCGAAAGAUACGACUAUUCUCAUAUGGGACGUUGAUCCCGAAACGUUAACAUGUAGAUUGAGAAAACAACUAGAUAAUCACUCCUAUGGAGUGGCUUAUUUAGCCUGGUCUCCCGAUGGAACCCAUCUACUUGCUUGCGGACCAGAAGACUGUCCGGAAUUGUUCAUAUGGAAUGUGGAAUCGGACGAGCCUCGUGUUAAAGUUUCACAUUCACCCGAAGACUCGUUAACAUCGUGUUCAUGGCAUACCAGCGGAAAAAAAUUCGUCACUGCUGGAAUUCGUGGCCAAUUUUAUCAGUGUGAUCUUGAAGGUACGGUUCUAGAUUCUUGGGAAGGUGUCCGCGUCAACGGAUUAUGGUGUAGGUCUGAUGGCAGAACUGUACUAGCUGCCGAUACACAUCAUCGUAUACGAGCAUAUAAUUUCGACGAUCUUUCCGAUACGAACAUGUUUCAAGAAGAUCAUCCCAUAAUGGCCUUCACUGUCAACAAAACCGAUCGCCUAGCAUUGCUCAACGUUGCCACUCAAGGAGUACAUCUGUGGGACUUGGAAGACAAAUGCCUAGUUCGUAAGUUCCAGGGUGUUACCCAAGGCCAUUUCACUAUUCAUAGUUGUUUCGGUGGUGCUAACGAGGAUUUCAUCGCCAGCGGAAGUGAAGACAAUAAGGUUUACAUAUGGCACAUUAAGAAUGAAAAACCAAUCGCCGUUCUACAAGGCCAUACCAGAACAGUGAAUACUGUCGCAUGGAACCCCGUCUAUCAUCAAAUGUUGGCUUCCGUAUCAGACGAUUGUACAGUUCGAAUUUGGGGACCCGUUGAUAAAUACAGAAAAUCUUCUAAAAGUUCAAAUUCAUCUUCGUCUCAAAACGGAGAAUCGAGUUCAUCGGCGAGUGACAAAGAAUGGAGUGAUAUGCAAACGUGAAAAUAUUACUCGUCGAUUUUUUUUUUCUCUUACGUAUCAGUGUGUUCUCACAAUUAUAUGUAUUUUCCCCAUUUAUUAUAUACCGAAACGAUUAACGUGAAAAUUUUUAUCUUGCUGAUAUAUUUACUACGUAGUGCUCACUAAUUUAUAAUAUUAUUAUAUUAUGUUAUUUUAAUCGGCGGCAGUUCUGUGUAAAUACGGUAGUUUUCAAUGUAUAUACAUAAUAUUUUGUUAUACUGAUCAAGGUACAUUUUACUUUAAUAUUAAACGUUGUAAAUCAACUUCAAAAUUUGUUUUAUUUAAUUUUUUUUUUCAUUUCGACGAAUUUUUAGUUCAAUUUUUUUCACGUACAAUUUACUGCAUUACGCGUUAGAUUUUAUAAAAAAAAAAUAAAAUAAAUAAUUUUAGAAACAA
Planococcus citri (citrus mealybug) is the source of this 2424-nucleotide messenger RNA. RefSeq names its product WD repeat-containing protein 26. The record is from RefSeq and is a predicted model, not a curated record. Gene Ontology annotation, cellular component: GID complex. NCBI's taxonomy places the organism in Eukaryota, Metazoa, Arthropoda, Insecta, Hemiptera, Pseudococcidae. The transcript has 13 exons. Gene Ontology annotation, molecular function: protein binding. Gene Ontology annotation, biological process: proteasome-mediated ubiquitin-dependent protein catabolic process. The coding region runs from base 259 to 2010 and encodes 583 amino acids.